Messenger RNA from Didymodactylos carnosus, 1782 nucleotides. NCBI's taxonomy places the organism in Eukaryota, Metazoa, Rotifera, Eurotatoria, Philodinida, Philodinidae. The record is from the annotation of a GenBank genome assembly.
AUGGUCGAUUUGCUAACAAACAAUAACGUUCAAUAUAACAAGACUAAUACACGCAAUCAAACGGAUUAUACGAUAACUAACCAAGAUGAAUAUCAACUUCGACGAUAUCUUGAAAGAUUAGGAGGUUAUAAAGUAUCUAAUGCAACAACAAAUAAGCCAUUAAAUAUGCAACAACGUACCACACGUGAAUUUAUCUAUUCGCCAUCAACAAAUAGACGGUUUAGACAAGAUUCUACGCAAAGUUUAAAUUCAGCUAAUAAUGCAGCAGUUCAUCAACGAUCAGAAUCUCUCAGUCUACCUGGAUUUCCGAUAAAUGACGAAUUGUUUCCCGAAGGACAUAUAUUACACGUUCCCAACGGUUGGAAAACAGAGCUACUUAAUUCAACAAAUUUUUCAAAUAUAGAUUCGUUGAAUAACUUUGAUUCAUCAAGAACAUCUAUUCUUUCAACACCAUCAGAAUGGCAAACAGGAUCUGUUCAUUCGCCUAGAACAAACCCAAUAAAUUUUAUUAACACAACAAACGAUAUAUUACAGCCAUCCAUUACAACCACUACAACAGGAUUCACUAAUAAAUCACUAGCUACUUUUAACACAUCUCCGUCAUCUGCUAAAAAUACAAUAAUUGAACAAGACAACAGACUGAAUCAACCAGAGAUUACGACAACAGCGAUACGAUCAUCAUCAAUAUCGCCACAAUUUUACAACAAUCAUGGGGAACAACAAUGUCGAAUUCGUUCAACUAGUAACGAUUCAUAUAAUUCAUUUAUUCAUGGUUCAGACCAGCUACCAUUAGUUACAGAGGCAUCACAAUCAUCUAGAACGGAUCUAGUUCAUUUUCAACAACCACCAUUAGUUAUCAAAAAGCGUCUUCAAAAUGAUCUCAUUACAUAUCGACAGAAUAUUUCCGUACGAUUUCUUAAACCUCCUACUCCGCCACCGCCUGGACCAAUUAUUAUCCGUGAAAUUCAACCACCUCCACCACCUCCUCAAUCUCCAAUACGUUAUCGUCAACGACCUCCACAACCGAUUACACCACCACCACUGAUUUUAAGAGAAGCACCGCCUCCCAUACCACCACGUCAACCAACACAAGUUGUUGAAAAAUUGCUUCCACCACCGGCCAGACUACCUCGAAGUAUCGUCGUUGAACGUCUUGCUCCUCUACCUCCAAAACCUCGAGAUAUUGUUAUUGAAAGAUGGUUGCCCUAUCGUCAAAAUCCAAAUCGAAGAAUAUUCUAUGAACGAGACAUAGCACCUUAUAAUAUUGUACGAGAACGAAACGAAUUAAUCUUACAUGAUUCUCCGAAUGCUCGUAUAGAUCGACAAUUUAUAAAUCAAGGUGUCGUUCGUGCUGAUCCCGAACAUUAUCGUAUGCAGUACGGAGCUGAAUUAGACUCUUAUCGGUCAAAUCCUCAGUUCACAUAUCUGGUUGAUGAAGCAUCUCGCGCAAUUCCUCCACCUUCAUUAUCAGCACCAGUACCGAUCAACUAUCCGUCACAUAUAUCUCACUACAGUAACGAUAAUUAUUUUAAUUCUCGAUCAACUCCUUAUAGUUCAUCAUUAUACGGUUAUUCAUCACCACAUAAUUCAUAUGAUCAUCGCAAUCUUAUUACUAACACUGACAUAACUUCAGCAUUUGAACAACGUUGUCAUGCCACAUCUUUACAUCCUUAUUCAUCUUCAACUUCUUAUCGAUCACAUUCUGAUAAUCUCAUACGUGUUAAUUCCGAUGGUGAAUUUCGAAACGUUUUAGAAACAUUAACAAACGGACAUCUUUCUUAA